Molecule: messenger RNA, 1383 nt
Organism: Pediculus humanus corporis (human body louse)
Lineage: Eukaryota; Metazoa; Arthropoda; Insecta; Psocodea; Pediculidae
Exons: 5
Coding region: 1-1383 (460 amino acids)
Source: RefSeq, a predicted model, not a curated record
AUGCCUAUGCCAACUUUUGCUAAUAAUGAAGCUGGUAUACCCAUGCCUACAUUGUAUAACGGAACAAAUGUUGGAGAUCCAAGAGUUAAACCAAAGUUAUCUGUUGUAGAAUUAGUACUUUAUAAUAUGGCUGCCAUUUUGGCUGGGGUAGCAACUGGUUAUGAUGUGAGAUUGUCAAAUAUUUCACCCGUUCAUCCUAGACUGAGACCGGAGAGAUCUGAAGAUGAAUAUUGGGAAAGAAAAUGGUGGAUUCGUUCACCGGAUCCUACUCCAUGUACUUCUGCCUCCAAUCGAGGUUCUGUUUUCGGCCAGGAUUAUGAAUUUUCAAGUUCAAGUGGUUAUGCCCACAAUACCUAUCACGGACCUGCUCGUCAUUUAAGGCCGACUCUUAACUCUAAUUUUACGAAUGAACCUCCUCAAUAUUUCAAUCCAAACCAAGCUGUCGUUCUUUCUGUAAAUACUCCUCGAAAAAAUUCCUCAGGCAUUAACAAUGCAGAAGCAGAGAUUUAUUCUUCGAAUAAUUCACAUGAAAAAGCAAGUUCGUAUUUUGAUUAUCAUCACGGUAUGUCAUCCGAAAGUGGUUCCAAUGAUAUGAUGGUGAGAUACCAACAAAGUCCAAGGUGUGAAAAAUUUAGGAAAGAAAUUAUCGAUCAAAGAAGUUUCUACGAGAUGCAAUACAGGCUUCAGCAAAACUAUUGUGCUCCAAAAGAAUAUAUUUAUGACGGGUCUUCUUAUUAUGAUUCCGGAUCAAACGUUCCAACUGGGAACAGCGGAAAUGCGAGCAUUUCAACGAGGACUCCUCCCAGAUUACUCUUGAACUGCGAUCAAGGAAGAAAUCCAACUAAUAAUACGUGUAACACAUGCUCAAUGAAUUUAAAUUAUAGAGUUGAAAAUGAAGACUCUAAUUUAGAAAUAACUCAACCAAAUACAAAUUAUUACGGAAGAGGUUCUGAGUUUCUACCCUCGGUCAAACGACAGGAUCCUUUUUCAAUUUGUCGACAAAAUUCUUCCGAAGCGGAAAGGCCAGUUACUUUAGACAUGAAUCCCAUAUUGAGAUCUAGCAUGAAAAAGUAUUGUUGCAAUCGAGGAAGUAAUAUUAAAAAUAAUUCAAAUAAUUCUGGUAGUUCGGGAGCAGGAACUCCUACAAAUCCCACUCCUCCGGAUUCUUUAACCAGUGAUGAUUCUAGUUACACUUCGGCAAAAGAAGGCACAACAUCUCGAGUGCGUUUUUCUCCUAUCACGGCACUUUUGUGCGAAUCAAAUCAUCAAAGGGAAGAGGUCAUACGGGAAUCUGGAGCGAAUGAAAAUUCACUAAUAGGAAUUCAAUUGAGAAGAAUUCGAAAACCCAGCACCGGUGAAUUGGAAAAAGAUUUUACGUCGUAG